Messenger RNA from Tigriopus californicus, 2818 nucleotides. RefSeq names its product prolow-density lipoprotein receptor-related protein 1-like. Bases 36 to 2708 code for a protein of 890 amino acids. The transcript is spliced from 4 exons. Lineage: Eukaryota; Metazoa; Arthropoda; Copepoda; Harpacticoida; Harpacticidae. The record is from RefSeq and is a predicted model, not a curated record.
CUAGACAACGACCGGGGGAUCGUCUUUCUUGGACCAUGAGCCUCAAGGGUCGCCUUUGGUUGUCAUGGAUGCUCUUUGGCGGGCUAAGUUGUUUGAUAUGGACGCUCAUUGUUCCAAUUCAAGCCUCAAGCAUUCAAAAGCAUCCUCGUCAUCACCAUCCCCGUUCUCAUUCUCACCAUCGCCAUCACAAACAUAACUCGAGUAUUCAGCAUCAUAAUGACAAGUCAAAAAGAUCGCCCUCUAUCAAACAUUCGGGUUGUCAGGACGACAAGGAUUGCAUCCUUGGAACGAUUUGCGUGAAUAGCAAAUGCCUCACGGUGCCUUGCCAAACCCAUGAAAUUUGCCAGAAAUUUGGAGGCGAGUUUGAGCGACAUUGUCAAGAGGAAGUUUGCACCCGGAAGAUCUCGCCUAUCGCUCAGAAACUAACCCGGUCACCUGGAUCUCGAUGUCGGUACAAUGAGGAGUGUUCCCAAAACGAGAUUUGUAUUGGGAGGCUUUGUCAGAGGAAGACUUGCCAUUCGGAUGACGAUUGUCGGGCCUUCACGGAGUUUCCCACUAAAUGUUCCUACGAUGUUUGCACUCCUCAUUGGUGCGAUGACGAUGAGGAUUGUCCCCGGCAUUAUGGAUGCUACGAGGACAGGGAAUGGUCACGAGGAAAUUUCAAGUUUUGCAAGCCUUACUAUGCGGAAUGUGGAGGUGGUAGUAAUUGCGAUUGCGGCCAUUCUGUGCUGCAUUGCGCCCAUGGGAAGUGUUUUUGCAAGGCCAAAGAUAGUACGGAACAAUGUCCCAUGUGCCAUUCCAGUCGGGAUUGUUCAAAUUGUCAGAAAUGCGACGAUCAACUCUGUGUGGAUGACUUUGACAAGAUCUUGGGCGGGGACCCGGAAUGUGUGGGUAAAGUGGAUGGAGUUUGUCAGCCUCUUUGUCCGAAUUGUUGUCAAGAUUCGGAUUGCGUGACUGAAUGUCGGGGAACCAUGUGCUGUGACGGAGAAUGUCACUAUGAGGCUUAUGAGAAAUUGCCCAAUGUGUGCAGGUGCGAGACAUACUGCGAUGACCCUGAUUUUGAAUGCACACCGAUUCCCGUUUUGAAUUUUAAGAAAGUGUGCUUGAGGCGCCAAGAUAUCUGUGAGGUUCCGAACACGACGCCUUCAUUCAGACCCGACAAAAGCAUGGGCACUUCUGAACACAUAUUCGCAACUUCAAGACCAACGACGACAACAACUACCACGCCUCUAACAACAACAACGACUGCCACAAGAACUACUACUACUACAACUACCACUACAACUACCGCUACAACUACCACUACAACAUCAACUACGACGACGACCACCACCACCACCACCACCACCACCACAACAACAACAACAACAACAACAACAACAACAACUACGACGACGACGACAACCACGACGACAACUACUACAACAACUACGACGACAACCACGACGACAACUACUACAACAACAACGACGACGACGACAACAACUCCAGAGUGUGUGCUGGAUCGUGAUUGCCGAGGAUUUUGCGAUUAUUGCCGCGGUAAUAUUUGUUUCACGAAACCUCGAGAGUCGUGCUGUCUCCGCGAUACGGACUGUUCGGGUCUUUGCGACCUUUGCCAAGGCCAUCAGUGUAUUCGUAUGGACCGAAAUGUCUGUUGUCUUUCCAACUCGGAUUGCUCCAGCGUUUGCGAUGAAUGCGUCCACAACAAAUGUCGUCCCAAACCAAGACACGAAUGCUGUGAAUUGGACUCCGAUUGUCGCGGACCCUGCGAGAAAUGUGACCGAAACCAAUGCGUCACUUUGCCAAGAACUGAUUGUUGCAUGGUGGAUGAUGAUUGUCCAGGCCAAUGCCAAGAAUGUCGCAAUCACAAGUGCCACCAGAUAAAAGGAGCCUGUCUCAAGUUCAGCGAUUGCCAAAACACGGAAUAUUGUGACAAUUGCCAAUGCAAACAGAAGAUUUGCGAACAUCAAGCCGAAUGUCCGCCUUGUUCGAAAUGCUGCAUCGUCGACGGGCAAAAGAUCUGCCAAGGUCGGCAAUGUUGCCAACGAGACGGGGACUGCAUUCCAACUGGAUCGCUACCCAUGGUUUGUGACGAUGGGUCAUGUGCCACAGGAUGCGAGCGGAACUUUCAAUGCCACACCUACUCAAAAUGCCACGUGUGCGACAAGUCUUCAGGUAAAUGUCGAGUGGAUCCCAAUAAGCAAUGUUGCAAUACCAACGAUGAUUGCGACCAAUUGCAAGUGUGCAGUCAAGGCGCUUGCGUUCUCCGGCGAUGUCUCGGAAUCUCGGAUUGUCCUGAUUGCUACUUUUGUUGCGUCAACGACGGAUCCUGCGUGGUCGAGAAGGCCAGUGGCCUUUGCUAUCGGAAGCCUUGCUGCAAUCGCGAUUCUGAUUGUGAGGCGAUUGGUAAGAAGUGUAUCAACCGGGUUUGUAUCACGGAGGAAUCCGCGGCAAAAACCCUCCAGCAUUUGGUGACCAAGAUCCAUGCCUUGAAAUGGACCACUUCCGAGCCACGGACCGCGCGACCUUUUCGACCAGGGUCGGUAUACGACCAACCUCGAGAUUUGGACGUGGUUCAUGAAGUGCAUGCGGAAUCUAUCGAGAGAACCGCUCACCCUCGAAAACACCAUCGCCAAUCGCACUCAAAUAACCCGCGAAACAAGCAUCGGGACAAACAAAAUGAAGCUACUUUGUUGUACGAAUAUUGAUAGGGGAUGAUGACCUUCAAAAUCAACCGCAGUUCCUUGUUGUCGAUAAAACACACCCAUACUCGUCGUAUCAACCAGCAGUAAAAUGUGGCAGGGGAGUCCCAAAUUGA